Loxodonta africana (African savanna elephant) is the source of this 7541-nucleotide messenger RNA. It is a transcript of the gene EDNRA, whose product is annotated as endothelin receptor type A. The coding region runs from base 486 to 1769 and encodes 427 amino acids. Gene Ontology annotation, cellular component: plasma membrane. Gene Ontology annotation, molecular function: endothelin receptor activity. The record is from RefSeq and is a predicted model, not a curated record. Lineage: Eukaryota; Metazoa; Chordata; Mammalia; Proboscidea; Elephantidae. The transcript has 8 exons. Gene Ontology annotation, biological process: endothelin receptor signaling pathway; vasoconstriction; regulation of blood pressure.
CUCCUUGGAGGGCUGGAACUUUAGGACGCUUUGCCUUCCUGGAGUGGAGCAGAAGGUCUGGGAGCUUUUGGAGGAUAAGGGGAGGACAGACAGGAGGCGUGUUCCUCUGGAGUUUUCUUUUUCUUGGAAGCCCUCGCGCGCGCGCACAGUCAUCCUUUUGGUCUGGCGAUUGUGGAGAGGCUUAAUCCCACACCGUCACCGGAGGCUGGAGGCUCUGUCAGACCUCCCCAGAGAAGCCCUGCAGGGGAAGUUUUCCAAAGCAGAGGCAGCUGUGCAGCCAGGGCCGCCCGCCGCCGCGCCGGAGCCCAGGACACCCGCCACCCUCCGCGCCACUCAACCUCGCCGACCAGGCGUCUCCUGCCCAGGCGCUGUGCGCUCACCCGGCAGCCAUCUGAGCCCGCCGAGCUCCACGGUUGAAAAAAAAAAAAAAGAGAGAGAGCAUAAAAGGAACACAAUAAGAGACAUUUCUUCAAAUCUGCAUCAAGAUGGGAACCUUUUUCCUCAGGGCGUCCUUAUGGUUGGUGAUGAUUGGUUGUGUGAUAAGUGAUCAUCCUGAGAGAUACAGCACAAAUCUAAGUGAUCACGUAGACGAUUUCACCACUUCCCAAGGGACCGAGCUCAGCUUCCUGGUCACCACCCACCAACCCACUCAUUUGGCCCUGCCCAGCAAUAGCUCAACGCACAUCUACUGCCCACAGCAGACUAAAAUCACUUCAGCUUUCAAGUACAUUAACACUGUGAUAUCUUGUACUAUUUUCAUCGUGGGAAUGGUGGGGAAUGCAACUCUGCUCAGGAUCAUUUACCAGAACAAAUGUAUGCGAAACGGCCCCAACGCACUGAUAGCCAGCCUCGCUCUUGGAGACCUUAUCUACGUGGUCAUUGAUCUCCCCAUCAACGUAUUUAAGCUGCUGGCUGGACGCUGGCCUUUUGACCACAAUGACUUUGGCGUAUUUCUUUGCAAGCUGUUCCCCUUUUUGCAGAAGUCCUCAGUGGGGAUCACCGUCCUCAAUCUCUGUGCUCUUAGCGUCGACAGGUACAGAGCUGUUGCCUCCUGGAGUCGUGUUCAGGGAAUUGGGAUUCCCUUAGUCACUGCCAUUGAGAUUGUCUCCAUCUGGAUCCUUUCCUUUAUCCUGGCCAUCCCUGAAGCAAUCGGCUUUGUCAUGGUACCCUUUGAAUACAAGGGUGAACAACACAAAACUUGUAUGCUCAAUGCCACAUCAAAAUUCAUGGAGUUCUACCAAGACGUAAAGGACUGGUGGCUGUUUGGGUUCUAUUUCUGCAUGCCCUUGGUGUGCACUGCUAUCUUCUACACACUCAUGACUUGUGAGAUGUUAAACAGGAGAAAUGGCAGCCUGAGAAUUGCCCUCAGUGAACAUCUGAAACAGCGUCGAGAAGUGGCGAAAACCGUUUUCUGCUUGGUUGUCAUUUUUGCUCUUUGCUGGUUCCCUCUUCAUUUAAGUCGCAUUUUGAAGAAAACUGUGUAUGAUGAGAUGGACAAGAACCGAUGUGAAUUACUUAGUUUCUUGCUGCUCAUGGAUUACAUCGGUAUUAAUUUGGCAACCAUGAAUUCUUGUAUAAACCCAAUAGCUCUAUAUUUUGUGAGCAAAAAGUUUAAAAAUUGUUUCCAGUCUUGCCUCUGCUGCUGUUGUUACCAGUCCAAAAGUCUGAUGACCUCAGUCCCGAUGAACGGAACAAGCAUCCAGUGGAAGAACCACGAACAAAACAAUCACAACACAGAGAGGAGCAGUCAUAAGGACAGUAUUAACUAAGCCUCUUAGGAGACAUUCAUCAAUAUUCUUUCAAUUCCUAUUGGAGAAAAAUCAUACUCAGCUGUGUCUCCGUAAAUCUCCUCUCCAGUCCUUCUUCUCCCUAAACUCAGCCUGGGGGGACAAAAUGCUUCUAAAACAUCAGAGCUUGGACUGGUAAUACCGGAAAAUUCUGUGCAUCAUCUAAUUUACAUAUUCUGCAUGUUAUAUUGAACACUAAAAAAUGACGGGAGUUAGGGGAAAGGAGACUGUUAAAUGAAACCAGAAAGAUAUUUACUACUUUUGCGUGAACAUAGAGUUUUCACGUACAUGACCAGCUGUCAUGACAGUUCUACCAAACGUUCCAAGAGAACCGAUCACCAUGGAGUUUUAGAGAUUAUGACAAAAUUUUCCAUCUUAAAGUGAUUCUUUUUUGUUUGUUUUGGCCAAAUACAGUAUGGGUUUAAGCCACUUUUAUUUGAAAUGUCAUUCACUGCCAGUAUUUUUCUUAACUUUAUGGUAGCAUCAGAAUGAUUAUCCGAGCUUCUUUAUACAUAUUUUGCAAAAAAAGAAGAAGAAAAACAGUAUUCGGGUGAGACGUGCAGUUAAUAUUUCUCAAAUCACUGUUUUACUUUUAAACGUGAAUUCUAAAAGCUGCAAUGAAUGCGGACACUUGAAGCACAGACUGAUAACCACAUAUGGUAGUUUAAUAGCUGCUGCUCGAAGAAUUUUUAAGAACCUGUAUUUUAUUUUUUAAUGGUCUUUUGUUACAGGACAUCUUGAACAUAUUUUUAUAUUAUACUCGAAAAUAAUUCUUGACUCAAAUAGUUCUGUUUUUCCUAAGGCCAAUUCUUUUCAUGCAUGUAAGUUUUUUAUGUAAACUCAAUAUCAUGUACCAGAAUUUAAUGGUACAUGGCAUUUAACCAUGCCUGAGACUUUCAGUACAAGGCAUAGAAAUCUAAAUCACACUUCAGAGAAAACGAAUGAAUAUUUUUAGAAGGUUUGGAAAUUUUACUGAUUUUUUUUUGUAAUAGUAACUCUUGUAUAUACAUACAUGUAUACUUACAUUAUGCAUAUCACCUCAUAUGUUAAAUCUCUUAAAAUGUUAACUGGCAGUAACUUUUUCAGUCAUCCUCUUUUCCAUAUACCUAUUGCCAUUAAGUUGAUUUUGACUCAUAGCGACCCUGUAGGACAGAGUAGAACUGCCCCAUAGGGUUUCCAAGGAGCGGAUGGUGAAUUUAAAUUUCCGACCUUUUGGCUAGCAGCCAUAUCUCUUAACCACUGCACCACUAGGGCUCCUGUUUUCCAUAAAGGAAACAUAAUUUCAAAAUGCCCAACUGAGUUUAUCAUGCUUCCCAAAAAACUCAUUGCUAUUGAGUCAAUUCCAACUCAGAACGACCCUGUAGGACAAAAUAGAACUGCCCCAUAGGGUUUCCAAGGUUGUAAUCUUUAUGGAAGCAGACUGCCACAUCUUACUCCCACAGUUUAUCAUGCCAGGGAUAUAUAAUUACCCCCCAAAGUCAUCCUGAAUUUACGAUUCUUCACUUCUCUGGUUUUCCAGUCUGAACCUAAAUCUUCCCACACCCCUCAUGUGGCCACCAUUUCAAAGGGCCCACAGUGACUUUUGCUGGGCAUUUUCCCAAGUGUUUACAGAGUGUGAGUACAGCAGAAAACCUUUUACUGUAUAUAGAUAUAAAUAUAUAUAUAUAAUUGUAAAUUUCUCUUAGCCAGUUUUUCUGUGAUUGUCUCUAUGGAAUGUGUUUGUGUCUGUAAUAUAGGCAUGUGUGGUAUAAUGCGUAUGGACAAUGUAAUAUAAUAAUACUGUCCUGUAGUUGUGCCAAAGCACAUACUCUGAGUGGGAUCUAGGCGAUUUCACGUCAGGACAACUGCCUUCCGUCAGUUUUAACCUAUCAGAAUCAUCUGUAUGUAUAAAUCUUGUGACCAUGUUGCCAUUACAAGUGGAAUGCAGCGUGCACCCUGAAAGAGGGUGAGCCCUGGGUUCACAGUAGGGUUUUCUUCAUUUGAUUGGUUGGUUGUUGUGAUAAAGCAGUGUUUGGUGUUGUGUAUUUUUUCCUGUGCUGGAGCAAAAGUCAUGACACUUUAUUACAUUGUUCUCAUCUUCAACACAAUGUGGUGAUGAGAUUGACAAGUUGCCUGAUGUUUCUGUCAGAUUUCACCAGACAGACUGCUAAUGAUAAAUUAGCAAAACUAAUCUGCUGGGCCAAAUUUUAGCCAAGUCACACGUAAUGUGUUAUCAGGUGCUGGCUGCUUGAAUUGUGGUGCUAGAAGAUGCUGCCCCUGAAUGUGUUAGCAGUCAAAUUCCAUCACUUCGCUGGGGCAUCACAUGCAGUGAGAUAUGCCUACAAUAGAAGCCAUGGGUUCACACUACUUUGUCUAGGCAAUUGUCUUCUUUUUAAAUAUGCUUUGUUUCUUGCAUAUGAAAAUACAUAUAUAUAUUUUAUAAUUUCAGGAAGUUGUAUAUUUCUGAAUAAUUACACAGGCUUUCAUAUGCAUGUUAUUUAUGGACUGGUAAGUGACCAUGGUUUACUUGUACGAUCAUUUCCAAUUUCUGCCUUGAUCAUAUCUUUCCAACAAGUAAACCUGUAGAAAAGAGCCAGAAGUCAAGGCCCUGUAUUGGCAGUAGCCCAUAAAUGUAAAAAGGUUACAGAAGCCUUGAAGUGUCUCUUCAUUCUUACUUUGUUCUUCAGAGAAAAUGUUUGUUACAUAAUGCCUGUUGCAAACUUCUCCCUAGUAAUAACCAGGCAAGCAAUUUUACUUUCAAAUAUGUACUUCCUAAUUAAACUCUAUUCUCAAUCAGACCUACUUUGUUGUACUGAACACUUCACUUUCUCAGUCAUUUUUUCAGGCACGUGUCCAGUGAAUUUUAUUGAGCACCUACUAUAACCAGGCAUUAUUGUAAGUACUGGGCACGUAUCACUGAGACAAACAGCUCUCAUGGAGCAUGCUUUUUAGAGGAAGAAGUUAGACAAUAAACAAUUACAAACAGUCAAUAAACAGUUGUAUACAUAAGAGUGGAGCUGGAAGAUAUUAUCCUGAGUGAAAUAAGUCAGUCACAAAAGGACAAAUGUUGUAUCACAUCACUUACAUAAAAAGACAAGGAAAGGCGUAUGUAUAGACAACAAAGUUUAUUAGUGGUCACGCCCACGUUUAUUGCAGCACUGUUUACAUAGCAAAAAGAUGGAAGCAACCAACGUGCCCAUCAAUGGAUGAAUGGAUAAAUAAAUUAUGGUAUAUUCACACAAUGGAAUACUACGCAUCAAUAAAGAACAGUGAUGAAUCUGUGAAACAUUUCAUAAUAUGGAGGAAUCUGGAAGGCAUUAUGCUGAGUGAAAUUAGUUGCAAAAGGACAAAUAUUGUAUAAGACCACUAUCACAAGACCUCGAGAAAUAGUUUAAACAGAGAAGAAAAUAUUCUUUGAUGGUUACAAGAGGCGGGAAGGAAGGAGGGUGGGAGAGGAGUAUUCAUUAAUUAGAUAGUAGAUAAGAACUACUUUAGGUGACGGGAAAGACAACACAAUACAGGCAAGGUCAGCACAACUGGACUAAACCAAGAGCAAAGAAGUUUCCUGAAUAAACUGCUUUGAAGGCCAGCGUAGCAGGGGCAGGGGUUUGGGGACCAUGGUUUCAGGGGAUAUCUAAGUCAAUUGGCAUAAUAAAAUCUAUUAAGAAAACAUUCUGCAUCCCACUUUGGAGAGUGGCAUCUGGGGUCUUAAACACUAGCAAAUGGCAUCAAUUGAUCUCAACCCACCUGGAUCAAAGGAGAAUGAAGAACAUCAAGGACACAAGGUAAUUAUGAGCCCAAGAGACAGAAAGGGCCACAUAAACCAGAGACUACAUCAGCCUGAGAUCAGAAGAGGUGGAUGGUGCCCUGCUACAACCAAUGACUGCCCUGACAGGGAACACGACAGGGAAUCCCUGAAGGAGCAGGAGAUCAGUGGGAUGCAGACCCCAAAUUCUCAUAAAAAGACCAGACUUAAUUGUCUGACUGAGACUAGAAGGACCCCAGUGGUGAUGGCCCCCAGACCUUCUGUUGGCCCAGGACAGGAACCAUUCCCAAAGCCAACUCUUCAGACAGGGUUUGGACUGGACAAUGGGUUGGAGAGGGAUGCUGGUGAGGAGUGAGCUUCUUGGAUCAGGUGGACACUGGAGACUAUAUUGGCAUCUCCUCCCUGGAGGGGAGAUGAGAAGGUAGAGGGGGUUAGAAGCUGACAAAAUGGCCACAAAAAGAGAGAGUGGAGGGAGGGAGCGGGCUCUCUCAUUAGGGGGAGAGCAAUUGGGAGUAUGUAGCAAGGUGUACAUAAGUUUUUGUGUGAGAGACUGACUUGAUUUGUAAACUUUCACUUAAAGCGCAAUAUUAAAGAGAAAAGUUUAUUAGUGAUCACCAGGGAUGGUUACUGGUGACAGAAAUACCACAUUGAUUAAGGGUAGGGUUGCACAGUCGAUUGUUGUAAUUGCAGUCAAUCAGUUGUACACCCAUAAAAAGUUGAAUUGGAAAAAGUUUUGUGCUAGAAAUAUUUACAAUGACAAAAAAAAGAAUAGGUGCUGAGGCUGCUUAUGUACAAUAAAAACCUCAUGGGAUUUGGUUUCUUGGUUUGGAGGUUUAGAGUCACGGUGUCGUGGAACAUCUCGGUUAAUUGGCCUAAUAACAUGUUCAGUGUCUCUGUUCUACCUCCUAGUUUGAUUCAUAGGGCCUGGGGUUUUAAAAGCUUGCAAGUGGCCAUCCAAGGUAGAACAAUUGUCUCUAUUUGCCUGGAACAACAGAGGAAGAAAGAGAGUCAGAAAUAGGAGAAGAAUAUGAAAUGUGUGGCUAAUUGCCUUCAUGAACAACGGCCUCCUUUGCCAUAAGACCAGGACCGGAUGGUGCCUGACUAUCAUUAUUGAACAAUUUGGUCAAAGAUUCUAUAGAAGAAUCCCAAUCAGAAAGGGGAGAGUGCAGAACAGAAUUUCAGAUUCUCAUGGACUGUAGACUUCCCAGAGCCAUGAAGGUUGGAUGAACCCCUGAAAUUAUUAUGCUGAGAUAAUCUUUAAACCAAAAAUUUCCCCUGAAGUCCUCUUAAAUCCGAAGAGCACUUUAGCUUAACUAGUAAAAAAUAUCUGCACUGAGCAUUAUACUCUUGUGAGAACUAUAUAUGGAAUUAAACUGAUAACAGCAACUCAAAAAAUCAGAAACUUUAGGGGCAGUGAAUUUAUGUUAAUGCGGGAGGAACAACUCAGAGAAGGAGGAUAAUAAUGGUUAUACAACUUGAAUAAUUUAAUCAAUGUCACUAAAUGGUACAUGUAGAAACUGUUGAAUUGGUGUACGUUUCACUGUGUAUAUUCUCAACAACAACAAAAUCAAUAAAAUUUUAUAUGUGUGUUUUAUAUAUAUAUAUAAAAGAAGGCGGUGCAUACCAGGAGGAAGAGAUUCAGAUAUAUCCAACUGCUUAUUUAACAUCUCCAGUUGGGGUGCAUAGGCAUGACAUAUCCAAAACUAACCUCCUGAUACCCCCUUAACCUGUUCACCAUAAUAUUCCUCUGCUCAGUUAGACAACUCCACCUUUCGAGUUGUUCAGGAUAAUGACCUUGAAGUCAUUCCUGAUUUCUUUCCCUCAUACCUCACAUCCACUGCAUCCCUAUUUUCAGGAUACAUCCAGAACCUGGCCACGUCCUACUUUUACUCCCUAGUCAGAGCCACCAUCAUCUCUUACCAGGAUUGCCACAAUAGCUUCCUAUCAAGCCUACUUAUUUCCAGCCUUAUAAACAGCCAUCCAUCCUCUAAGUGGACCCUGUCUCUCUA